UUUCAAAGCUAUGACGAAUCUACGACAACAUGCCAUUUUUCACCAUUAAAUUGCAAAAGUCGAUGGGAUGUCGCAGCAAAUAGUUUUGACGUUAUUUUGUAUUUAUAAUAUGUGAUAUUCAUAUGAAUAGUCAAGGUAAAUGAAAUAAAAUGUUCGAAAAAAUAUUUUCGUAGGGAAUUUCUGUGGCUCGGGGAACCAUUUGUCGAGUUCAUCCAUCAAAAAUUAAUUACUUCGUAUGAAAUAAUUGUGUUUGAUUUAGAAUAAAAAUGUACGAAAAAUAAUUUAAAUGGAAAAAUUCAAGAGAUGCAAAAUGUUCACCGUGUGAUGUCAGUGCUAGUGAGGGAGAAAGAAGAAAAGUAAGAAUGCCGAUUCAGGCGCCACAAUGGACAGAAUUCCUGUCUUGUCCGGUAUGCUGCCACCAGUUUGCAGUAAAACUUCGUCCUCCAAUUAGCUUAGGAUGUGGUCACACCAUAUGUAAAACAUGUUUAGCGAAUUUACAUAGAAAACAAUGCCCAUUUGACCAAGCUGCAAUAAUCACAGAUUUAGAUAAUUUACCAAUAAAUAAUGCACUUUUACAAUUAGUAAGUAAUAACAAUGUAACACAAAAAGAGCAGACAUCCUCGAAUGCAACUGAAACGUGUUUGUCUUCAAAUACCCACGCAUCAUCGCUCGAGAUCGAAAAUAGUUCAUCUUCAGCCGCUGGCGCAGCUGUGAGUGGCACUGAACCUUUAUCUGGCAGUGUUAAAAAACUAACUGCUGACCAAUUAGAAUGCUAUAACAUCUCAAAGAAAUGCAUCGAAGAUUUGGCACUGUAUUUGAAACCGUUCAACAAUGGCAACAUCACAAGUCUGUUAUCUCGGCCAAUGCAGCGGAAAUUGGUGACACUGAUCAAUUGCCAAUUGGUUGAAGCUGAAGGCCGUAGCCGAGCAUUGCGAGCUGCCCGAUCACUUGGCGAACGAACCGUUACUGAGCUCAUUUUACAGCAUCAAAAUCCGCAGCAAUUGAGUGCCAAUCUAUGGGCAGCUGUGCGUGCUCGUGGAUGUCAAUUCUUAGGUCCUGCAAUGCAGGAAGAAGUACUUAAGCUGGUACUGUUGGCACUGGAAGAUGGUUCGGCUCUAUCUCGCAAAGUGUUGGUGAUGUUUGUAGUGCAACGACUUGAGCCGCAUUUUCCCCAAGCGUCAAAAACCAGCAUCGGUCACGUCGUACAGUUGCUGUACCGUGCCAGCUGCUUCAAAGUUUCGAAGCGUGAAGGUGAUUCGUCGCUCAUGCAACUCAAAGAGGAAUUUCGAACAUAUGAUGCACUUCGACGUGAGCACGAUGCUCAGAUUGUUCAAAUUGCUACCGAAGCUGGUCUUCGAAUUGCUCCGGAUCAAUGGUCUGCUCUGUUAUACGGUGACACUGGACAUAAAUCACACAUGCAAAGCAUCAUUGACAAACUUCAAACACCUCAGUCAUUUGCUCAAUCUGUUCAGGAGUUAGUGAUUGCUCUACAGCGCACCAAUGAUCCAGCCAAUUUAGCUGGACUACGAGCUCAUUUGAAACAACUUACAAACAUCGAUCCGACCGCCGAAAAUGAUUCAUGGCAAGAGUUGGCUGCAUCACUAGAAGCAGUCAAGCAAGUUGUUAUCGGUUUGGUUGAAUUUGUCCAACAUCACGGCAAUAGAAAGAUGCAAGACAACAGUUAUGUGGCACAUAAUGGUAAAUAUAAAAUCAGUAUGUGUCGAGAUUUGGCAAUGCGAGCCAUUUGUCCCCGUGGAGCUAGCUGCACGUUCGCCCAUUCUGAGGAAGAAUUGGAAAAAUACAGAGCCAAAAAUCGAAAGCUACACGCCAAGACACCAAUCAUUGCCAGCACCAAUCAUCUCAGCGCAGACCCAGGCGAUUACCUAACCGACCACAGUCACAACAACAACUACACUUAUAUGUCAUCAUCAAAUGAAGAUGUAUCGCCACAAAGACAUAACAACACUGAAAAACUACCUCGUCCAGCUAUGAUAUCAGGUGUGCUGGUCCAACAGCCACAGUUCGAACACGGAAUGUAUAAAAAAUCACCAGUAUCUAUGGUACAGGGUCCCAAUAUAACAGUUUCUGCAAUUUCAAUGGGUAAACCAUCGAUGAACUCUCUGCAACCUUCGACAUCUUUUGAAACAAAAACCCAACGUCGUUCCUUCAAUGCACAACAAAGCCAAAAUUAUUCAAUUUCGCCUAUGAAUAUACCACCGCCACCACCUCCACUGCCUUCAAUUCAGUCACAUAUGUAUGCCGGCAGCAAUCAGGAUAAUCGAUCUCAUUUAGAUUCUAUGAAUCCAAGACAUCAACAAAAAUAUCAACCGAAGAUUCCGAUCAUGUACUCCUCUCCAACGAACUACCCGCAACCGCAUGCAUCUGGCAAAUUUACGAUGAACGAAGCUUAUAAUAAGCCAUAUAUCAAAGCAGGAAUGUCACCGCUCAUGAAAUCACCGCAACAUCCAAGCCAACAACAGACCCAGAAAUAUCACAUGGACAAUAGCAACUGCGUCAACAAUAAAAUAGACCUAAAAUCGAAAUAUCAGCCGAAAAUGCAAUUCACGACUUCAUCAAAUAAUAAUUACCAGUUUUCCGAAUCUUCAAUGUACGACAUUCGAAUGCUUCAAAGCCUGGAGAUUCGACGCCAAGAGAUAAUAGCUAAACUAAAACAAUACGAUAAUCCAAGCUUCAAACAAUCAACGCAACAAGCUGUGAACGGAAACAAUAAUGCAUACCAUAUAUCAAAUCAAGCAGCACCGACAACGAACGAUCAAAGCAAAAAUAAUAAUAGCUCCAAUACCAUCAAUAAUAAUGAGAUCAAUGUGCCACCGCCUUCGAAUCCACAGAUCAAAAAUGAUUUGAUGAACAACUAUUGGAACAAUACAAUUGCUGGCAAUGAGUUUGGCUAUCAAAGUUCCCUUCAACAGCCACAACCGAACAACAGUAGUCGUUCGCCAGUUGAAUUAUCCUAUGCCACACCACCAAUCCUUUGUGAUAGUCAAACCCAAAAAACCAACCCUGACUCUCAUAGUCGUGAUAUAUUCGUGCGAUCGGAUUCAAUUCUAACAGACGACGAUUAUGUUCCAUUUGAUGCACCAGCACAAAGUAAAUUUGGACCUAUUUCACGAAUGUCGGCCAAAACAUCACCAUAUUCAACAGGUUUGUCCGCUGAUAAUUUUACUGCUCCGAAUACGACAACUGUCACAUCGACUUCAUCCGAACCGUCGGUAUGGCUCUACAAUAAUUUACAAAAAUCCUCAAAUCAGUACAACUACCAAUCGAACGAAUUAGAUCCAAUGCUUAACGAAAACAUGGCUAGAGAUGGAUACGGACCAAAUAAUAGCAACGAAGAUGAACAAAACAUACUGACAAUGGAACUGAAGUUUAUCGAACAAAAACUUAUGAGAAGCUCGAAUAUUGCAAUGACGGACUUAAACAAGUUUGCGUCAUCACAAAAUUCAAUCGAUCAAUUCUUAUGGAGUCCAUCAAAUGCUGUUCCAUCACCUAGCAAUCAAUCGAAUUACUUGCUUAUGAAAUCUGAGUUCUGGAAUAAUUCAAAGCAACAGGCAAGUGGUCACAAAGCAGCAAUGCUAUCAAUAGGCCGAAAUGCAAAGAGCGUUCAACCAAUAGUCGACUACAAUCAAAGUGUAUGUGAAGAAACUACAAAUGAAUCGAGUGAUUUAAAUAUUAAAAUAAAAGAAGUCCAUUCGCCGCAUUGUGACCGCAAAGAAGCCAACAUCAGCAGCAGCAGCUGCGGUGGCGGCAAAAGCAGCAACAGUAGCAGUGGCAACACAAAUAAUGUGAAUAUUAUGCAUCUACCAGCGCCAAAGUUUGGCUGUGAUGACACAUACGAAGAUGGAAUAGAUAAAGAUAUGCGUGACUUAGAACGGCGCUUAGAAUCAGAACUGGAAGAACAUGAAAAACUUUGGUCACCCGAAGAAGAAACACCAAUAUCACAAACAUGAAAACACUUAUUUUCCUUAAAUUUUGACUUGUCACCGAUCAAACGUUUCAGCAUUAAUUAACGAAGGUUUGAACUUAAAUUUUACGAAAUGAUUCGAAGAAGAAGCAAAGAGAAAAAAGUAAGAACAAACGAUGCAACUUCAACAAUAACAAUGAUCAAUAAUUUAAACUAAAUCAAGCUACUCAAGACACACGGACGCACGGAAAAAAUGCACGAGAAAUUCUAAAUUAUAGAAAGUAUUGGGCAAUAAAACUCUGAACAGUGCUACACGCUCAAUAUUUUCUGAGAUAUCACAUAAUAUUUGGAGAGAAACUUUUGACAAUUUAGUAUGCGAUCUAAUAUAAUUCAGUGUUUAGGCAAUGUGACAAGAUACAUGAUUUCUAAUAUUCAGAUGAUGUCGGUAUGUAUGAAUUGCGAAUUGAAUGUGUGAAUUUCAGUACAUCUGUUUUACUAUUUUGUUCGUUUUUCGAACUAAAAUAAAGAAAAGAAAAUCCUCACUUUAUGUCCAUACAAGUAUGCAUGCAAGUACGUGCAAAAUAAUAAUUCAGACAAUUCCAAUACACGAGUCAUUCGGGCAAAACGGAAACAGACGAAUAGGCUGAAGCGAGAAGAAGUAAACAAAAAAUAUAUAUUCAUACAUGUAUAUAACAUUUUUUGUCAUCGUUGUCGCCACAAAAUUAUGCUUUACAUGCAUAGAGUGUUAUUGAAUUAGGUUUAUUUCAUUUUGAGAGGAUAUUUUUUUACUGUUACUGUGUAAAAACAUUAUUUGUAUUCAAAUACAAAAUUUACAGGUAUUCACUAAUUGACCAUUUAAAUGAUUUGUAUUUUUCUUUUGGGUAAAUUCCUAAAUCACAUCCAGAUUGAAAACUCAAUAAAUUUCACAAUUAGUAAUUUUUUUCAUUUGGUUUGCUAUCAAUUUUUUGAUAAAGAUUUCAAUCUUAAGCGAUAAAAUUUGUUGUCAAAAGGCCCAAAUCAUUAUGUUUUCAUUUUAUUUCUUUUAAUUGACUGUUUGUAUACUUGAAUUUAUUGGGAAAACAAUUUGCAAAUAUCGAAGAAAUUAAUUUGCUACUCAUUGAAAUUAAUAUUCUGUGUCCAAUUAUUAUUGCUAUAUUUAUAUUUAUAUUUAAUUUGCUUCGCAAAGUUUUUAAUUUCAUUUCAUGGAAUUUUUUGUUGUAUAUCGAAAAUGAAACAGGAGAAAAAUCAAAUCUAAUGAAGAAAAUAUUUAAAUUGUUACGAACAAUUGUCGCCACAGUAAAAAAAAAAACCGAAGAAGAGAAGAAAAGGCAAAAACCCUAUGCAACCCCAAAUAAAAGGAAAACCUGAAGAAAUGCCUAUAAAACCCUCAUUAUUUUUUAUUCUUCUCUUCUUGUUCGUUUCAUUUGUCUUAACCGUGUCUAUUCAUAAAGUAAACAAGAAAAUAACGUUUGCAAACAAUUAAGAUUACAUUAUUAUAUCGAAUGUCUAUAAAAGAAUAUAUUUAUUAAAUAACAUAACAUUUAAAAAAGAAAACAUAUUGUAAUAAAGACACUUGCAUAAGGACUGUUUUAUUCACAUUGAAUAAGAAAAAGUAUAUGGAGACCACAUAACAUACACAUAUACAUACAUAUGAAUAAAAAAGAGUAAUAUAAUACUUUUUCAGAAGAAAAAAAAAUCAUCAAUCAAAUUAGGCAACAUAUUAUAAAUAUAUGCUAUCAUUCAAUAAAUAUGAAAAUUAGCAACAGAA
This is a messenger RNA of Sitodiplosis mosellana (orange wheat blossom midge), 5690 nucleotides long. RefSeq names its product roquin-1 (gene roq). Bases 363 to 3968 code for a protein of 1201 amino acids. The transcript is spliced from 8 exons. Gene Ontology annotation, molecular function: metal ion binding. The record is from RefSeq and is a predicted model, not a curated record. NCBI's taxonomy places the organism in Eukaryota, Metazoa, Arthropoda, Insecta, Diptera, Cecidomyiidae.